AUGAAAAAAGGUAAUGCAAAUACUAUGUUGCUUGAAAAUACUUUUAAUAUCACUGCUGGAAAUUGUGGUGUUCCAUUAUUUUUAACUUAUAUUAGAAUCAAAUCUAUAUACAAACCUGACUUUGAUUUAUGUAAUCCUAUAGGAAGUAUAUUUGAUUUGAUAAAAAAAUAUUGUAAAAAGAAACCAGAUCCUAUAAAACAAAAUGAUGAA
Molecule: messenger RNA, 210 nt
Organism: Cetraspora pellucida
Lineage: Eukaryota; Fungi; Glomeromycota; Glomeromycetes; Diversisporales; Gigasporaceae
Source: the annotation of a GenBank genome assembly